Molecule: messenger RNA, 492 nt
Organism: Carlito syrichta (Philippine tarsier)
Lineage: Eukaryota; Metazoa; Chordata; Mammalia; Primates; Tarsiidae
Product: transmembrane protein 203-like
Exons: 1
Biological process (GO): intracellular calcium ion homeostasis
Cellular component (GO): endoplasmic reticulum
Source: RefSeq, a predicted model, not a curated record
AGGGUGGGGGCGAGCGGCAGGCAUUGGCGAGCCCCGCAGGGGCCACGUUUGGCUGGGCCCCGGCCCGCGCUCCGCCGGCGCGAUUCUCUCUCGCUCCGGGAGUUGGUGCAGUGGCUGGGUUUCGCCACCUUUGAGAUCUUCGUGCACCUGCUGGCUCUGUUGGUGUUCUCUGUCCUGCUGGCACUGCGUGUGGAUGGCCUGGCCCUGGGCCUUUCCUGGUGGACCGUGUUCAUGCCCUUCUUCGCCGCUGAUGGGCUCAGCACCUACAUCACCACCAUCGUGUCUGUGCGCCUCUUUCGGGACGGAGAGAAGAGGUUGGCGGUCCUCCGCCUCUUCUGGGUCCUCACGGUCCUGAGCCUCAAGUUCGUCUUCGAGAUGCUGUUGUGCCAGAAGCUGGCGGAGCAGGCUCGGGAGCUCUGGUUCGGCCCGAUCACGUCUCCGGUCUUCAUUCGCCUGCAGCUGCUCCUGAUCCGCACCUGCCGAGUUAACUAG